GGGGGGCGGGCUGUGCGGGCAGGCGGCGGGGAGGCCGCGGCAGCAGCGAGCUGCUGGCAUGAACAGAAUUCGGAUCCACGUCUUGCCGUCGAGCCGAGGCCGCCUCACGCCCGUGCCGCGGCCCCAGGAGCCUCUGGCAUGUGCCUUCACCCACCGGCAGUGCUCGCAGCCGCGCCUGGAGGGCCAGGAGUUCUGCAUCAAGCACAUCCUGGAGGACAGGAGCGCCCCUUUCAAGCAGUGCAGCUACGUCUCCGCCAAGAACGGAAAACGGUGCCCGAACGCUGCGCCCAAACCGGAGAAGAAGGAUGGCGUGUCGUUCUGCGCGGAGCACGCCCGUCGGAACACGCUGGCGCUCCAAGCUCAGAUGAAGAAGUCCAACCCCGGACCUGUGAGCGAGACGCUCCUCUGCCAGCUCAGUUCUUACGCCAAAACAGAGCUGGGCUCCCAGACUGCAGAGAGCAGCCGCAGCGAAGCCAGCCGCAUCCUGGAUGAGGACAGCUGGAGCGACGGCGAGCAGGAUCCUAUCACCGUGGACCAGACGUGGCGAGGGGACCCGGACAGCGAGGCUGACAGCAUCGAUAGCGACCAAGAGGAUCCCUUGAAGCAUGCUGGCGUGUACACAGCCGAGGAGGUGGCGCUGAUCAUGCGCGAGAAGCUGAUCCGCCUGCAGUCCCUGUACAUCGACCAGUUCAAGCGGCUCCAGCACCUUCUGAAGGAGAAGAAGCGACGAUUCCUGCACAGCCGCAAGGGCGAGCACGAAGCCAUAGGCAACAGCCUCCUGACGGGCCCCGAGGGGCUCAUGGCCAAGGAGCGCGAGAACCUGAAGCGCCUCAAGUGCCUGCGGCGCUACCGGCAGCGCUACGGCGUGGAGGCCCUGCUGCACCGGCAGCUGAAGGAGCGCAGGAUGCUGGCAACCGACGGCGCUGCCCAGCAGGCGCACACCACCCGCUCCAGCCAGCGGUGCCUGGCCUUUGUGGAUGAUGUCCGAUGCUCCAACCCGUCUCUCCCGAUGACCAGGCACUGCCUUACUCACAUCUGUCAGGACGCUAACCAGACUCUGUUCAAGCCGUGUCAAGGCUCGGAGGAGGUGCCGUGCAACAAGCCCGUUCCUGUGAGCCUCUCCGAGGAGCCCUGCUGCCCGCUCCACCUCCGCCUGCCCCCGCAGAUGUACGUACCCGAGCAGGUGCUCUCUGUCCCCGAGGAGCUGGAGGCAGCCCCCACAGACCUGUACCUGAGCGCUGCUGAGCUCCAGCCAACGGAGAGCUUGCCCCUGGAGUUCAGCGACGACCUGGACGUGGUGGGCGACGGCAUGCAGUGUCCCCCGUCCCCUCUGCUCUUCGAUCCCUCCGUGGCCCUCGACCAGUCCAUCAGAGACGUGGCCGAGGCCCCCAUAGACAUUCUGGCCCUGGAGGAGCCGGCCCCAGCGGGCGUCCCGGCGCAGGCGGUGCCGCCGGACAGAGGGAGCUCGUCUGCCCACGGCUUCCCCGCUGCCGCCGAGCCUCCUGCGCAGAGCCUCCUGCGCCCAGGGCCCCUGGACGAGAGGCGGCCGGAGGAGACCCCGACCUGCGGCGCGGCCGCCAACGGGAACCCGGAGCUGGCCUCCGGGAGCUGA
This is a messenger RNA of Cygnus atratus (black swan), 1612 nucleotides long. It is a transcript of the gene KANSL2, whose product is annotated as KAT8 regulatory NSL complex subunit 2. The coding region runs from base 59 to 1612 and encodes 517 amino acids. The record is from RefSeq and is a predicted model, not a curated record. Lineage: Eukaryota; Metazoa; Chordata; Aves; Anseriformes; Anatidae. Gene Ontology annotation, cellular component: NSL complex. The transcript is spliced from 10 exons.